Messenger RNA from Paramormyrops kingsleyae, 2555 nucleotides. NCBI's taxonomy places the organism in Eukaryota, Metazoa, Chordata, Actinopteri, Osteoglossiformes, Mormyridae. The record is from RefSeq and is a predicted model, not a curated record.
AUGACCCGCAACCAUAGUGGAGGCCAGCACUGUCACUUUGUCCAGCAUAUCAUGAUCCCCAAGGCCCCUGUUUUACUUUCCUCUCCUGGUAUGUCUUUGUCCACUGGCACUGCAGGUGACGUGAGGCUGGUGAAUGCUGAAAGUCCCUGUGCUGGGAGAGUGGAGGUUUUCCAUGAAGGACAGUGGGGCACAGUGUGUCAUCACUGGUGGGAUACAGAGGAUGCUGCAGUAGUGUGUAGACAGAUGUUCUGUGGAGAAGUGGUACUAGCAAAAGGGUAUGGUCAAUUUGGAGAAGGAACUGGGAAGAUAUGGAUGGAAGAUGUGGCCUGUAAAGGGUCAGAGUCGACACUGAAGGACUGUGGGCACAAUGGAUGGGGACGUAAUGACUGUGGUCAUCACCAGGACGCUGGAGCUAUCUGCUCAGGAAAGUUUGAAAUGCAGCUGAAAGGUGAAAAUCAUCCAUGUUCUGGAAGACUGGAAUUCCAGCACCUAAGCUCAUGGUACACAGUGUGUGAUCCUGACUUUGACCUGCAGGAUGCAAAGGUCGUGUGUCGGCAGCUGGGCUGUGGGAUCCCUGUGGAGGAGCCCAGGGUGGCUGCAUUUGGGAAGGGGGGCGGGCAGGUGUGGUCAAAGAAGAUUAACUGCACAGGAGAUGAAUCUGAUUUUCGUCAAUGUUUGAGAUCAUCCACAGAGGAACAGAACUGCACUCAUAAGACUGACGUGGGACUGAAGUGCUUCUGGUACACAAACUCCAGGCUGGUGGGCGGCCCUGACUCCUGCUCCGGGAGGGUGGAGCUGCAGUACCUCAGAACUGGACCCAUCUGGCUGGAUGAGGUGGACUGUGAGGGGAAUGAGACGUCUCUGUGGGACUGUCCUUCAGCACCGAGGGGACAGAAUGACUGUGCCCAUAAAGAGGAUGUAGGAGUUGUGUGUUCAGAACAUAAAGAAAUCAGACUGGCUGAGGGCUGCUCUGGCCAAUUGGAGGUUUUCUACAAUGGCACAUGGGGAAAUGUGUGUUUCAAUCAAAUGGAGACAAACACAGCCAGUCUGAUAUGUCAACAUCUCAACUGUGGAGAGAGUGGGACCAUUUUUAGUACAAAGUCUCGGCUGAAAGGAGCUCUGAACUGGCUUGAUAACCUGAAAUGUCGCCCACAUGACUCCACACUGUGGCAGUGCCCGUCCUCUAACUGGGGAGACAAUAAAUGUGGUGAAGGUGAAGUGGCUCAAAUCACCUGUGAAGGAUGUUCUGCUGUCCAGUGGAACUGCAGCCACAAGGAGGAUGCUGGUGUUACCUGUGCAGGUUCAUCGCUGCAUAAGGCCACUACAGGGAUUCCAGCAGCAUCCACAACAACAAAAAAAGUUCCUCCUUCAGUUGUACCCUCCCAGAAAGGCAUGUCCAUUCCUUUUGUGGUCUCCCUGGUACUGGGAGCUCUUCUCUUCCUGCUGCUGGUGAUAACAGCUGUCCAGUUGUACCAGAACAGAGUGCUGAAGAGAGCUGUGUACUGUGGUCUCACCCCUCUGCAAAAGGACAUUUAUGAGGAGAUAGAGUACAAUCUGACCUGGGGAGAGACUUUCAGAGCCCCUCGUGAGGGACGUGUCCUCUCUGAGGAGCUGCCCUCUGGAUAUGAAGAUGUGGAGGACAGUGAGGGAGACCCCCUUUCAGGUUCAGGGUUGAUGGUGACAGGAGACACAACAGAGAACUAUGAUGAUGUUGAGGGUAUAGAGCAGAGUCCACAUGUUUUACCAGGUGUGAGAGCCUUGGCCACACUGCCCCCUGGGGACGGCCCCCCUGAACCCGACCAGACUGACUAUGAUGAUGUGGGGGAGGAGGGACUGACAGUCCUGCCUGAGGAAGCUCCUGUCCAAAGAUUCAUGAAGAUGUUCUUCAAAUGAGCUUCAUGAAAGCAGCAUCUACCACAGUAUCACUGCUAUUCACAUUUCAUGGAUUUUAAGGUAUUAAGGUUAAGGUUUUUUCUUUCAAUUUCUAAGAUUUUCUCAUAUAUAAUUAAAAUAUAAUUUCUGUGACAGCUUUGUCUGCCUGUAAAAUACCAUUUCAAAAUUUUAACCAAUUUCGCAUUUUCUGCUUUUGUAUUUUAUAAUGUUUUCUUUCCUUUAUACGAUUAAUUAUAUUUUGAUUAUAUUUUCCCUAAACUCCAAUUCAAUUACUUAAUGCUGUGUGAGUUUUACUGUUUCCUUUUUACAAUUUUGGACUUGCCUACAACAAACCACAUAAAUAUGGACCCUCUUUGUGUUCCUGACAUUUUUGUAUCCCAUAAUCCAAAAUAACAUGUUGACUUUAUGAUAAUAGGAAAUUAGUAUUUUCAAAUUUUAAAUUUGCAAAUAUUUUGUAAUAAAGUACAAUUGAAUCUGGACUGUGUUAUCGAUUCCCACCCUCCAACCGGCAUUUUUUCUGGAUGCAGAGGACCUUGGCUUGUAUUGCUAAUGAAAAUUUGGCCCUUGGGCGUAAAAGAGUUAGCGACCCUGGUAAUACAGACUUAUUCAUAUGACGUGCCAUUUAUAUGUGAAAUACUUAAAUAAUAAACAACUUAAUUGCA